Molecule: messenger RNA, 4670 nt
Organism: Gopherus evgoodei (Goodes thornscrub tortoise)
Lineage: Eukaryota; Metazoa; Chordata; Testudines; Testudinidae
Gene: PCDH20
Product: protocadherin 20
Exons: 2
Coding region: 421-3258 (945 amino acids)
Biological process (GO): homophilic cell-cell adhesion
Cellular component (GO): plasma membrane
Molecular function (GO): calcium ion binding
Source: RefSeq, a predicted model, not a curated record
GAGAGCGUCCCCUGAAACGCUGCCCCGAGCCCGAGGGCACAGUGCCAGCUGUCCCCGCGGAAUGCACCUGGGUGGCGCCUGUUGACAGCCUUUUCCUCUGGACGGGUUUGCAGCUGGUGAGAGAGCUCAGCUCCGUGCGAUUACGGUGCUAAGCCUAGCGGUGGGCUGGUGCGUUCCAGCCCCCGGGGCUCUGCGCUCCUAUACACGGGGCUCCGUGCUGGGCUCCCCGUGUGCCUCGCCACAGCGGCCGGGAGCAGAGAGCGCCAGCGGCCGUGUCUCUCUUUCCCUCGCGCGCUCCCUCGCUCCCCCGUCCGAGCCCUUUGCCAAGGGAUGGGCCUGUGACUAUUGGCUAAAGUUCUCCCAGCGAUUUGCAUGAGCAGAGAGGGGCGUGUCUUCAGCUGCCUUCGCACCAGGAGCUAAAUGACUGCAGUUUCAGUGGGAAUGAACUACCAAGGGACUGGCAGGUGCUCGCAAGCCCUAGGAACAAGCUGGCUUCCGAGGAGCAGGCACCGGCAGCUGGAGAUGGGGCACCUACGCAGCGCUGGGCGCACCGUCAGCCACAGAAACCUGCAGCAUUUGUUCCUUUUCCUGCUCUUCAUCGGCCCUUUCAACUGCUUUGCCAGUUACAGCCGUGCCACCGAGCUCUUCUACAGCCUCAACGAGGGGCUGCCGGCCGGAGUGCUCAUUGGGAGCCUGGCACAGGACCUGCGGCUGCAUGGGGUGGCUGUGGAGGGGCUGCCAACCCGUCGCGGAGAUCCUGUGCUGUCCUUCAGCCUGGCCUCCCAGGGGCUGGGUGGCCAGUAUGUGAGCCUGGACAACCGCUCAGGGGAGCUGCACACCUCAGCCCUGCAGAUUGACCGUGAGGCGCUGUGCCUAGAGACCGGUGCUGGCUCACCUGCCUCUCUGCCGGCGCCAUCCUCGGAGCCCUGCCUGCUGCUGCUGGAUGUGCUGGUGCUGCCCCAGGAGCACUUCCGCCUAGUGAAGGUGAAGAUCGCCAUCCGCGAUGUCAAUGACAAUGCGCCACGAUUCCCUGUGCCCAACAUGCGCCUCUGGGUACCCGAGAACGCCCCUGUCGACACCCGCCUGGCCAUAGAGCACCUAGCCCUCGACCCUGACCUGGGCACCAAUGCAGUCCAGACCUACCGCCUUCAGGACAACUAUGGGGUCUUCACCCUAGAUGUGGAGGAGAAUGAGAGUGGGGAGAGGACCCCCUACCUGAUUGUUAUGGGGGCCCUGGACAGGGAGGACAGGGAGGAGUAUGUCACCCUCAUCAUCGCAGAGGAUGGGGGGACCCCGCCAUUGCUGGGCAGUGCCACCCUCAUCAUUGGCAUCAGUGACAUCAAUGACAACUGCCCCCAGUUCAGUGAUUCUCAACUCAACAUCACCGUCUAUGGGAAUUCCAGUGCAGGGACACAUGUGGCCACCAUCCAUGCAGUUGACAUGGACCUGGGUUCCAAUGCCCAGAUCUCUUACUCUUACAGUCAAAAGGUCCCCCAGCCAUCAAAAGACUUGUUUCAUCUGGACGAAAGUACAGGAGCCAUCAAGCUCUCCAGUAAGAUUGAUGGUGAUGCUCCCCGGCUCCAUAGGUUGACUAUAUUGGCCAACGGUGCUGGUUGUAUCCCUGCUGUGAUCACUGUGCUGGUGUCCAUCAUCAAAGUCAUGUUGAGACCCCCUGAAGUGGUCCCUCGUUUUAUAGCUAAUGAAGUAGAAGGUGUGGUUUACUUGAAAGAACUGGAGCCUGUUAACACACCAAUAGCAUUUUUUACUAUAAAAGACCCAGACGAAAAAUAUAAAGUGGAUUGCUUUUUGGAUGGCAAUGGGCCAUUCAAACUGUCACCAUACAAACCAUACCAUAAUGAAUAUUUAUUAGAGACUACAAGGCCUUUAGACUAUGAGGUACAGCAGCUCUAUGAAAUAUCAGUGAUUGCAUGGAACUCAGAGGGAUUUCAUGUAAACAAGAUAAUUAAAGUGCAGGUUCUGGACGAUAACGACAACUCACCAGUUUUCCCUCAACAAUUAAUAGAAUUAUCUAUUGAAGAAAAUAAUGCGCCCAAUGCUUUUUUGACCAAAUUGCAUGCAACAGAUGCUGACAGUGGAGAAAGAGGGGAAGUGUCCUAUUUUCUAGGACCUGAUGCCCCUUCAUAUUUUUCUUUAGAUAAGACUACAGGUGUUCUUACAGUUUCCACUCAGCUGGACAGAGAAGAAAAAGAGAAAUACAGAUAUACUGUUAAAGCAAUAGAUUCUGGAUUGCCUCCCAGAGAAUCGAUAGCAACUGUCACCAUCACAGUGCUGGAUAAAAAUGACAAUAGUCCUAGAUUUAUCAAUAAGGAUUUCAGUUUUUUUGUACCAGAAAACUUUCCAGGUUUGGGGGAAAUUGGAGUUAUCAGUGUUACAGAUGCUGAUUCAGGGCAAAAUGGAUGGGUAGCUCUUUCAGUUGUAAAUGGAAGUGAUAUUUUUGUGAUAGAUACUGGCAAAGGAGUUUUGAGAGCUAAGGUCUCCCUCGACAGGGAGCAGCAAAGUUCCUAUGUCUUGUGGGUUGAAGCUGUUGAUGGAGGUGACCCUGCCCUUUCUUCUACUGCCAAAAUAACUGUCCUUCUUCUGGACAUUAAUGACAACCCCCCACUGGUCUUGUUUCCUCAGUCUAAUACGUCUUAUUUGUUGGUACUUCCUUCUACUCUUCCUGGCUCUCCCAUCACAGAAGUCUAUGCUGUAGAUAAAGACACUGGCAUGAAUGCUGUCAUAGCUUACAGCAUCAUAGGUAGAAGAGGUCCACGACCUGAAUCAUUUAGGAUUGACCCUAAAACUGGUAAUAUCACCUUGGAAGAGUCACUGAUGCAGAAUGACUAUGGUCUCUACCGACUACUGGUAAAAGUUAGUGAUCAUGGCUAUCCAGAGCCCCUCCAUUCCACAGUCAUGGUGAACCUUUUUGUCAACGACACAGUGAGCAAUGAGAGCUAUAUUGAAAGUUUGUUAAGAAAGGAACCUGACAUUAAUAUAGAGGAAAAGGAGCCACAAAUAUCUAUAGAGCCUACACAUAAAAAAAUGGAGUCACCAUCUUGCGUGCCUACAUUAGUAGCCCUGUCAAUAAUAAGCUUGGGGUCAAUCACUUUAGUAACUGGGAUGGGCAUUUACAUCUGUUUAUGGAAAGGGAAAAAGCAUCACAGAGCAGAUGAAAAUUUGGAAGUACAAAUCCCACUAAAUGGAAGAAUUGACCUUCAUAUGUUGGAGAAGAAACCAAUGGAGAUUUCUAAUAUUUGAUGUUUCCAUGUGGAUAAACCAAACUGCUGUCUAACAAACCUUGGACAAUGGCCAGAUUGGGUAUGUUGACAGCAGUUACAAUGAAGGACCACUAAUUUAUAACUUAAUAAUAUUAUAAUUGUAAAUAGCUGUUUACAGGUUUUUUAAAGUCAGAUUGUGAUUACUGCUUUUUUAAUGAAAUCUUCGUACUAACCACUAGCAAGGAGUCUAUAAAAACAUGAACACCAUUUGCAGCUAUCAUAAACCCAUCAUAUCAGUGAUUAUACAGAGAGAGGAAGGUAAGACGAUGCAUUAAUCUUAAGUUUAAUAAGUUUAAAAAGUCAUUUUAACCACAAGAGGGCAUCAGAUGCUCCUGUGCAGGGAACUGUUUGAGGUACUGUUGAUGAGAUUAAUGCAAAGUAUAUUUAUGGGUUUUAAUAUGAAACAUAUCUGGAUAUACAUAUAUUUUCACAAAAGAAACAUGUAUUCCACUGGAUGUAUGAUAAAAAGAAGAGGAGGAAACAUGCACCAGUAAAGCAAGCAGAAUUUUUUCCUCAUGAGUAAUACUUAGUAUGAUAGAGAAGGCAUUAACAAGAAGUGCAAUUCCUGUUGAGCAAAGAUGCAAAAUAUUGUCAUGUAAUCAGAAUUUGAACUGCUGUAACAUCUUCAUCUUUCACUUAUUACAGACUUAAUAUCUUCACACAAACUACUGUUGCUCCAACAGUUUACUUGCCGUUAUUAGGGAAAAACUUGUAUUUAAUAUUUCUUACAACAAAGGUGUACACACACACACACACACACACACACACACACAUGUCCAUCUCGGUAAAUAUGGCCAGAUGCAAGGAAGAAAGGGAAUGGCUAAAUUCUUCGUUGUCCCAGAAGUGUUGAUAUUUUUAUUCUUCCAGCAAUCUGUCAGUCAUAUUCCAUCACUUUGGUUGUGUAACAGAUAUUUUUAUGUGAUACUUCUGACGCUAACCUGUCAGAUGAAAACAAAAAAAACUUCACAUUAUUAACAAUUCUAGAACUUAGUUUAUACUGACUAUUUCUCCUCUCUGGGUUGGUAUUUCAUGUGAAAGAUCUGAUUUCUGCCUUUUUUGGCUACUAUUCCAGGCUCCUUUUCACUGGUUUUGUUUUUUGGAUCAAUUCCAAAAUCGUAUUUGUAAGACUGGUGGCAUAUUUUCUCGAUAAUUUAUUCUUUGCUGCAUCCUCUGCAACAAAGCAGCAGGAUUAUCAGUGAUGCAUCAUUUUCACUUCAUUGUAAGAGCUGGGAACUAUCUGCAGUAUGAUGGUUACAUCAAAUUUAUCUGUGUAAACAAGGUAAAUAAGUGUUAUGCUUAAAACUAAUCAUUUUGAUUUCUGGCAUCAUAUGUCUGUACUGUACCCAAAGUGUUUAUAUGUCUGCAAAUUAAAGCUAUAUAUUUUCAUAAUAA